This is a messenger RNA of Chaetomium fimeti, 983 nucleotides long. RefSeq lists its product as uncharacterized. The record is from RefSeq and is a predicted model, not a curated record. Bases 104 to 637 code for a protein of 177 amino acids. The transcript is spliced from 3 exons. Lineage: Eukaryota; Fungi; Ascomycota; Sordariomycetes; Sordariales; Chaetomiaceae.
GGGCAUCUUAAACUCGUCGAAGCUUCCAUGUCCAGUCGCAACGUGAAUUUGUGCUCGACACGCCAGGUUCAGACACUUCCAAUCAUCAUUUUACACCAAGAAAAUGUCUGAACAGACAGCUCCACAACAGAUCCCGGGCACGGAAAACCCAAAUUCCCACCCGGAAACAGUCAAUGGCAUCCCCGCCCAAAACGCGACCGACAUCUCCAUGACAGACGCCCCUGCCCCGGCAGCACAACCCCCCCAGCAGCAGACCACGCCCCCAGCCGCACCCUCCCCCCUCUCAACAACAACAGCAACAACAACAGCGCGGAUCCCAACCCCCGUCCCCACGCCAGGACAGCCACCACAACAACAACCGCCUCAAGCACAAAACCAACACCAGCCCACAUCGCGCGCCGCCUCGCAACAUCCGACAGACGCCAGCGGCGCGACACCAGCAGGCUUCGCAAUGCCGGCCGAAGCGGCGGCGCACGGCGCGCCGGUGCGCCAGUACCUCAACAGCCAUGUCACGGGGGUGUUGUUGGAGGGGAUGAAGAUCGUGGCGCGGGAUCAGCCAAAGGAUCCGCUGCGCGUGCUGGGAGAGUUUCUGCUGCAGAGGAGCAAGGAGUUGGAGGGCAAGGAUGGGAGUUCGUAGGGCGGACAGGACCAACCGGGGCUACCUGGGGUGAAGGACCAGAUCGAGGUGAAGGGCCAGCCUGAGGUGGAGGACCGACAGUCUCUGGUACAGAGGAGCAAGGAGGCGGAGGUGAAGGAGGAAAGCUCGUGAGGCCGACAAUACCACCAGGGCUACCUGAGGCGAAAGGACCGGUCGUCCGGUGUAGGAUGGGACGGGGAAAGAAGACACGCGCCGCUUAAGUGGCACUGGCGACGGACGGGGCGGUGAUUUGCGAAAAAAAGAGUCGGGAGUGGUUCGGCAAGGAGUUCAAAUGGAUAUCGGACGUUGCUGGGGCUCGAAUAUCACUUUACGCAAAUCAUACCAC